AUGUUUCGUCUUACAAUUGACCAAUUCCAUUUCAUGAAUCCAUCGGUUAAUCGAGAUUGCUCGACACUUGUCGUGGGUACACAUUAUUGUGUUACGACGGAACGCGGCGGGGGGACAACAAGCAGUGGAACAGGAACUGUUACGCCGUCACCCGUGCAGACCGGAAUGACAUCUGCGUGUGAUAACUUCUAUAAAGUUCAGAUAGCAGACGGCUGCUCUGAUAUUGCACAAAACUAUAGUAUUUCGCUGGGCAACUUUUACGCUUGGAAUCCUGCAAUCAAGACGAAUUGCUCAGGGCUCCAUGCCAGUGUUUACAGUGGAAUGGCUAGAAACUGUAAGAAGUUUCACAGUGUUCAUGCCGGAGACGAGUGUGCCGCAAUCGCGAGCAGUGAGAGCAUCCCCCUGGCUUCCUUUUACGCCUGGAACCAAGCCAUCAAGACAAACUGUGGCGGACUUCAGGCGGGCGUCUAUGUUUGUGUUGGUGUACAAACGAGUUCACAUUCCCUUACCUCUACCACCAUCCCCACGCCUACUGAGAUAUUGGCCCCUAGGCCAACGUAA
Trichoderma breve is the source of this 561-nucleotide messenger RNA. RefSeq lists its product as uncharacterized. NCBI's taxonomy places the organism in Eukaryota, Fungi, Ascomycota, Sordariomycetes, Hypocreales, Hypocreaceae. The record is from RefSeq and is a predicted model, not a curated record. Bases 1 to 561 code for a protein of 186 amino acids. The transcript has 3 exons.